Messenger RNA from Parastagonospora nodorum SN15, 4797 nucleotides. RefSeq lists its product as hypothetical. Gene Ontology annotation, molecular function: protein binding. The transcript has 4 exons. The coding region runs from base 1 to 4797 and encodes 1598 amino acids. NCBI's taxonomy places the organism in Eukaryota, Fungi, Ascomycota, Dothideomycetes, Pleosporales, Phaeosphaeriaceae. The record is from RefSeq and is a predicted model, not a curated record.
AUGGCCUCUUCGCGACUCUACCGCGAGGCUCGUCUCAAAUUUGUACACGAUGCAGAAGCACGCUACCAGGAUAGUAAGGACAUCAAUCUACUUCGAGAAUUCCUUGCGCAAAACGGUCGUCCUGAGGAUGCGCAGACGGCAGCCGCAAUACUCGGGCAGAAAGUGGCUGAAAAAUGGGGUACGAAAAGGAUAGGCAGUGCAGAAAUCCCAGCGGAAUGGAUCGAUACGCUCAGGGCCAACAUCGGCACUUUCGUUGCUGUUGGCAACUAUGCCAUGACAGGAGCACCAGAGAGUGUGGGCCUGGCCUGGUUUGCUGUCAAGCUCACGCUUUCUGCCAUUCAAAGCAACUAUGACCUGUAUACUCUUUUUGGAUCAGCCUUGACAGAUAUAUCAGAACUCAUGAUCAUAAUUCCGCACUAUGAUCGACUCUACGACGAGAGAUCAAAGGCGAGCGCAAAGAAUGAGUGGAAACCGAGCCCCGUAGUAGAGAAACUGUUCGAGGAUAUCAUACAUGCUUAUGCUGCCGUCCUCAGCUUCUCUUUCUCGAUCCAACGCCAUGUCAGACCUGGUACCCUGGCUAAAUUAAGACAUGGUAUUAAAGACUUCUUUGGUGCAUCGUUGGCAAAGUUCGAGGGGAAGAUGGCUGACAUCGCGUCUUGGAAGAAGAAGAUACUAGAGGAUAGCCAGGCGAUAUUCCAGGACAAAUCCUUACAUGAGCUUGAUGCCGUGAGAGACAUUGUUAGCGGUAUCGAAGCUACAGUGAACCAGAUUAGAAGUUUCCAGUCUACACUCGGGAAAAUGCACGAGGAACAAGCGCUGCAGUGGACGUAUGUGUUGAAGAGCAUGGAAGACAUCAAAUCCACAACGAAACCGAAAACUCCAUGGGACCUCGCCUUACAGAGUUUCGAGAAGAACAGGGAAGCUUUGAAUCCUCAAAAGAACACGAGUGAUGCUUUGGGGGAUGCGAUCGAUCAGCGCCAUCCUGGCACAUGUCAGUGGAUAUUCAAGUGUACGGGCUACGAUGAGUGGUGUAUGUCUCGAGGGAGUGCAUCGGGCAAGAAACUCAGCGCCGAAACGGUGUGCAACACAUUGCUCUAUCUACUGUAUGAGCGCGCAAGUCGUGAUGAGAACCAACUCAAACUCCUUGAAGUGUGUAACAAGGUUUUCGCACUAUCAAGGAAAGAGGACGACCGAAUCAAAGCGAUCACUAAGAGCAAUAAGGCAGUGACAUUGCCCGAAUUCGUCGAUGCCUUUCUCGCCAUCGCAUCACAACUACAAUCCAACAUCAUAGUCGCGUUGGACGAGGCAGACGGCCUCGAUGCCGAGGAUCAACGGGAACUGGCCAAAAAGAUAGAAGGCGUCCUCGCGUCACCUAAGGGGACGAUGCAUGAUCCACGAUCGGUGAAAUUUCUCAUAGGGUGUCGCUCAAUCUCCAAGUUCUACAGCCAGGUCCAGGACAUGACAGGACUAUCAUGGUCUAUAGAUGUUGGCAUUUUCAACGAUAAUGAUAUGAAGAAACAACUGCUAGAUGCACUGAAAGCCAUUCCGGGUCUCACAGAAGCAGAGCAGAAGGAGGCCACUUAUGCCAUUCUUAAGAAGGCUGGUCCUCGAUUCGCGUACAUUGGAACUAUCGCAAUACCUUUCAUGCGAGAACCAUUCCGGCGUCCACUUUCAAGCCGACUGCAAGAACUACCAGAAGGAAUGAACAGUAUUUACAACGAAGCACUCAGAAAGAUGGGUUCGAAUUAUGCUGAAUUGCUUCGCACAGCGCUUGUUUGGUCCUUACUUGCACCAGUCCCUCUACGAGACCACGAGAUAAUGGACAUGUAUCAUGGCACCUACUUCCGACACGGAUUGGAAGUGGAAGAAGAAGCUAAAGGACUUAUCGAGCGAACUUUCUUGAGAAGUUCCAAGCUCGAAAUUGAGCAGCUGCAGGACGCGCGAGGACCUUUCCUAAGACUUGACCUCGAGCCCUGGAGCGGUUACUACAUUGUAAACUUGGAAGACCCUCCCCAGAUACGCGAAUUCUGUCUGAGUGAGAAGGAAAAACAAUCUCGGGAGUCGGACAACGAAGCACACAUCUGUACACGUUGUAUGGCCGCGACAUCAGAGACUCAUGCUUUGACCAUCUCACCGAGAGACGGUCACCUGAAGCUUGCGCUAGAUUGUAUGCGAACUAUGAAUAAUGCGGUGUUUCAGAGACGAGCCACAUACAUGGACAUAACACCAUUAUGGUGCCAGGAUGCAACGUCAAGUGAUGUUCCAAACGUGGAAUUGCCCUCGCAAAACGACCAUAACGUUGUCUCCACAAAUGAAAACGCCACAGACACAGCAUUUGCCGAAGGAGGCGAAAGUACCUUGGAUGACCAUAGUACUGGAGAACAAUUGGGCGGAGAACUUGCGACCAGCAACAGGGUUGGUAGUCAUGAGGGAAUAUCUAGUGACAUGGUCCUAGACAAUGAUGAUCACUCUGUGAUUAUCCCAGAUGCUAUUGAUCUUGAUGAUUCACAGGAUGACGAGGACAGAGGCGAAAUUGACCUGAUCAAUCGAGACGAGAAAGUUGAUUAUGCAACUGACACACAGUCGUUGGAAUAUAGGAUGAGUCGCUAUGAAACAUUGUACUGGUCGUAUCAUAUUCAACAAGCCGAAGCACUGUGGAGUCCGGAGGAGCGAUCGAAGAGCAACCGCUGGACUGAACUGUUAGGAGAGUUGACGCAAUGGGUGACUAAGAACAAGAACUGGUUCAGUCGAUGGCAGUUGGAGCAGCCAUCAUUGUCUCGCCAUGAGGGCCGGCUCAAGCCUUUGCAUGUCGCUGCAUACUUUGGUUUGACAAGUUGGGCGUCUCAUCUCUUAGAGAGUGGUGCAGACAUUGACGAAGCUCCCGAAGGGGGAGAUGAUUCGCCCCUACAAGUGGCUGCCGAUAAAGAGAAUAGCAUCGAAAUGCUUCAAUUACUUCUAGAGAACGAUGCCAAUCCGAAUAUGGCCAGGGGCAGGUCCACCCCAACUGACUGGCUUUCCAUUGAAGUCCAGAAGUGGAUGCUUAACCGCUCAGAUUUGUCAGACAUUGAGCUCUUGCUUAAGCAUGGAGCCAAUCCAACACAGAUCGACCAAGCAGACUCAUGGACUGCGCUCCAUUGCUUCGCGUGGACAGGAGAAGAUCCGAGGGUCUUAGAAAUGUUACUCAAUCACACUGUUGACGGUGUAAAGCCCGACAUUAAUGCUCGUGAUUGGCGAGGGAAUACUCCAAUCCACUUUUUACUCUUGCGACGCGAUGUACCGAAAAUCCUUCUGAAAGCUUUCCUGCUGCAUGGAGCAGACAUUAACAACGAGAACAAUCACUCUGCUCGUCCGCUCCAUAUGGCCUGUCAAUAUGGGGAUCUGGAGAUUCUGAAGAUUCUGCAUGAGAGUAAGUCAAUCACCGAUAUUGACGACGAAGAUGACAGAGGAAGCACUGCUCUUCAUGAGGCUGCAGUGUACGGUCAUUCCAAGUGCGUUGAACUGUUAUGUAACGCGAACGCAAAUACAGACAUACAAACGAUCAAGUAUGGAAGAGCUGCCCUGCAUGAUGUGGCGUGGAUGGGAAACAAAGAGUGCGUGGAGAUAUUGCUGAAACACGGGGCGGACCCAAACAUACUCGACAAACACAAUCGAACACCACUCUUCUUCGCUUGUUUAGAUGUAGUCAACGAGGAGAAAGCCGAACUCUUGCUGGACACUUUGCUGGAGCAGAAUGUACCUCUAUCUGAGAUCAACAAGCUUACAAAACGGGGACGAACGCCGUUGCGCGAAGCUGCUGCACAUGGCUUUGAACACGUUGUCGAGAAGCUCAUCAAAACAGCCGAUUCAUCAAACGAUUCCGCAAGUUUGGCUCUGGAUACACGAGAUACCAGAAGAGGUAUGACACCAUUGCACCGGGCUGCUUGGCUCGGCAAAGCAGGCUGUGUGCGGCUUCUGCUCGAAGCGAAUGCCAACGUCACAAUACGAGACAAUAGCAGUGAAUACGGCAAAACUGCCUUGAUCCUAGCAUACGAGCACUGGGCGGGAGCAAGCCACCAAGGUGCAUUUGAGGACAUUGUGUCGCGGCUGGUCGACAAGGACCCAGAUGCAGCUGUAGCUGACCCCGAGCUCGCAGCUGUUUGUGCAAUUAACGGCAGCACCCAAUUGCUCCAACAGCUCAGUACAAUGGGCGCAGAUUUUAGUCGUCAAGACCAGUACGGUUGGACACCCAUGGAAUUGGCUCGCCACCAUCGCCAAGAGCAUGCCAGUCACUUCCUGAGGCAACAAGCCGCGUGGGCUGGCCUUGACAACUUCUACUUUGAGAUCACAAGCAAAGCGAAAGCUCGUGACAAUUCUGGCGCAAGCGAAACCUCCAAAGAAGUCUACCCUAUCGUGGGAAUCGGUUUCUGCACCAUCGGUGGUUCUGCCAUCCUCUUUCCAGGCUGGCCGCCUCGUGGCGCCGCGCCAAGCGCUCGAUCCUGGGGCUAUCAUGGAGACGAUGGUGCUCUUUUCGACAGUGGUUCGGAUAUUCAGCCAGUCGCAGUGGAGCUGCCGUACCAUGCAGGCGACACUGUUGGCUGUGGAGUUGAUCUAGCCACGCAGAAGAUGUGGUUUACGCAGAAUGGGCAUAAACUGGACAGCGAGUUUGGUAAUGUCAAGGGUAGACUGUUUCCAUUGCUUGGCUUGCGAGAUGAGGUUGAGAUAGAGGCCAAUUUCACAGGACCGUUUUUGUGGAAGGAUAGUGGUGGGGAAGAGGAUGAAGUCAAUAAUGAGAUCGUGAAGGUUGGAGCAGCUGCAUAG